This is a messenger RNA of Cucumis melo (muskmelon), 1128 nucleotides long. RefSeq lists its product as uncharacterized. Gene Ontology annotation, cellular component: plasma membrane. The transcript is spliced from 3 exons. NCBI's taxonomy places the organism in Eukaryota, Viridiplantae, Streptophyta, Magnoliopsida, Cucurbitales, Cucurbitaceae. The record is from RefSeq and is a predicted model, not a curated record. The coding region runs from base 75 to 722 and encodes 215 amino acids.
GCGUUUGGCUACAAGCAUAACAAAACUCAGUCCCCAUUUUAAUUCUAAUUCUCCCUAAGCUUUGGCAAACAAACAUGACCACCAGCUCCGGGGACGAUUCGGUCCCAGUGCCCUACACUCUUCUUUCCUCAAAUGCUGCGCAACAAAACGUCGUCGUUUUAUCCCUCUACCGUCCCACUCCAUGCCGACACCGCCGCCUUCUCCGCCUCUUUGCCUUCUACUCUGCCGCCUUCCUCCUCCUCUUCGCCGUUGCUUUUCUUCUUUUCCCCUCCGAUCCCUCCCUCCAACUCGUCCGUUUGAAACUCAAUCGCGUCAAAGUCCAUUUGGUGCCUUUUGUUUCCCUUGACCUUUCUUUCUCUGUUUCUCUUAGGGUUCGCAAUAAGAACUUCUUCUCUCUUAAUUACAAUUUCCUUGGCGUUUCGGUUGGCUACCGGGGAAGACGACUUGGAUACGUGAGCUCCGGAGGCGGUCGAGUUUCUGCUCGAGGUUCUUCUUAUGUGAAUGCCACUCUCGAUUUGAAUGGAUUGGAGGUUGUUCAUGAUGUCUUGUACUUGCUUGCGGAUCUGGGGAAGGGUAUUAUUCCCUUCGAUACGGAGACCGAAGUGGAAGGAUCCAUGGGGCUCUUCUUUAUCAAAAUCCCGAUUAAGGCAAGAGUGUCAUGUGAGGUACUUGUGAAUACAAAUAACCAAACAAUUGAACAUCAAGAUUGCUACCCUGAGUGAAGGGAAGAUGGAAAUUGGGGGAAAGUUUUCAUUAUUACUUUUGUGGCAUGACGUUGAAGCAGGAAAGUGGGAACUCCCCUGAAUUUGGCUGUAAAUAUCACUUGCAGAGUGUUUAGGGCUCAUUGUCAUAUGGUAGGAGUUGAUAGAAAAAGGAAACGGUAAAUAUCUAUGUGGAUUACUAUUAGAAAAAACUUCGUUUUCUCAGUUGGACACAAGUUAAAGUUCAUUUAUAUGUAAUAGUACACGUGUGGCAGUUGCUGCUAUUGCAGCUAUGAGGGUAAAUUCUAUUUUACUUUUACUCAUGCCUUUAUGGCCAUUUACUUGGAGAGUUUCUGUAUCCAUGCUGGGAAGGAAUUGUUGAAUUUAACAUUACUGUGUUCUAUUCUAUUGAAUAUUGUUCAGUGAA